Molecule: messenger RNA, 2085 nt
Organism: Eruca vesicaria subsp. sativa (arugula)
Lineage: Eukaryota; Viridiplantae; Streptophyta; Magnoliopsida; Brassicales; Brassicaceae
Source: the annotation of a GenBank genome assembly
AUGUUUAUGCUGUCUUCACAUGUUUACCAGCUCGUGACCACCAUAGGUUACCGGAGACACUUAUUGAGACAGGGAGGAUGGAUCAUUGCUUUGAUCAUGUUCUUGUCUUUGUUUGAAACUGCAAUCUCCCAAAAUCAAAGUUCUGAUCCAAAAUCAACACAAGUCCUGCAGUUACAUUACCAAAAAGGACAUGUGGUGGUGGACAAUGGAAUUUUUCAAUUAACUUUGUCAAAUCCUGAGGGAUUUGUAACCGGAAUCCGGUACAAUGGUAUCGAAAAUGUACUUGCAUACACCGGCACUGAACAUGAUAGAGGUUACUGGGACUUAGUGUGGAACUAUCCAGGGAAAAAAAUUAAGAAGUCCAAAGGCACAUUAGACCGGAUUGAAGCAACAAAGAUGGAAGUGAUAACGCAGAACGAUGAAAAGAUAGAGAUAUCCUUUUCAAGGACAUGGAAUGCUUCUUCAACAUUGGCUGUUCCUGUGAAUAUAGACAAGAGGUUUGUAAUACUACAAAACUCGUCCGGAUUCUACAGUUACGCCAUAUUCGAGAGGCUUAAAGGGUGGCCUGCGGUUGAACUUGAUAAUAUUCGAUUAGUAUUUAAGCUAAACCAAGACAAGUUUCAUUACAUGGCGAUUUCAGAUGAGAGACAAAGGUACAUGCCUUUACCAGAUGAUCGUAUUCCACCUCGAGGUAAACCUCUUGCUUACCCCGAGGCCGUUCAGCUUCUAGACCCUAUCGAGCCCGAGCUUAAAGGAGAGGUGGAUGAUAAGUAUGAGUACUCAAUGGAGAGUAAAGACAUAAAAGUUCAUGGAUGGAUAAGCACAAAUGACUCAGUUGGUUUCUGGCAAAUCACUCCAAGCAACGAGUUCAGAUCUGCUGGUCCUCUCAAGCAGUUCCUAGGCUCCCAUGUCGGUCCAACCAACCUCGCGGUAUUCCACAGCACUCACUAUGUUGGAGCAGAACUAAUCAUGAGUUUUGAAGAAGGUGAAGCAUGGAAGAAAGUGUUUGGACCUGUUUUUGUUUAUCUAAACUCUUUUCCUAAAGGUGUUGAUCCUCUCUUGCUUUGGAACCAAGCCAAGAACCAGACAAAGAUUGAAGAAGAGAAAUGGCCUUAUAGCUUCACAGCUUCAAGUGAUUUCCCUGCAUCUGACCAAAGAGGAUCUGUUACGGGUAGAUUACUCGUUCGAGACCGAUAUAUAAGGAGUGAGGAUAUACCUGCGAAUGGCUCAUACGUGGGUUUAGCUGCACCAGGAGAUGUUGGCUCAUGGCAAAGAGAAUACAAAGGUUAUCAGUUCUGGUCAAAGGCUGACGAAAAAGGAUACUUUUCUAUAGACAAUGUGAGAACCGGUCGUUACAAUCUCUAUGCAUUUGUUCCUGGAUUCAUCGGUGAUUACCACAACGAGACCGUUUUCAACAUCUCUCCAGGUACGAAAAUUAGCCUAGGUGACUUGGUGUAUGAACCACCAAGAGACGGUGUAACUCUAUGGGAAAUUGGUGUACCAGACCGAACCGCUGCAGAGUUCUACAUUCCUGACCCUAACCCGACGUUUACAAACAAACUAUACCUAAACCGUUCUGACAAAUACAGACAAUAUGGAUUGUGGGAACGGUAUGCAGAACUGUACCCUCAUGAAGAUAUGGUUUACAAUGUUGAUGUUGAUGAUUACUCUAAAAACUGGUUCUACAUGCAAGUUACAAGAAAGCAAGCUGAUGGAGGAUACAAAGGUACUACAUGGCAGAUUAAAUUUCAACUCGAUGAUAAAACGAAAAACUUUACUGGAAAUUUCAAACUGCGAAUCGCUCUAGCCACAUCAAAUGUAGCAGAACUGCAGGUUCGUGUUAACGAUGUUACUGUGGUUAAACCAUUGUUUACGACGGGGGAAAUAGGAAAAGAUAACACGAUUGCAAGACAUGGUAUUCACGGACUCUAUUGGCUAUACAGUGUGGAUGUGCCUGCUACUUCUCUACGCCAUGGAAAUAACACCAUAUACCUAACUCAACCACUUGCCAUAAGCCCUUUUCAAGGACUCAUGUAUGACUAUAUUCGUCUCGAGUGUCCUGAUUCCAUCAGUCAUCUCACUUAG